AUGGAAAUAUUUUUAAAGUGUAAUAUUUUAUGUAUCAUAACUACAAUGAUAGUUGAUAAUGCAUAUUCAAAAGGAUAUUGGGAACAAAAAGCAUCAGUCUUUCAACAUUCCAAUAAUGCGAAAAAUCAGUGCAUAUUCCCUUCGGUCCAUAGACGUAAAGCUAUUUAUGAAUGUCAACAUAUACAGGUUUCUCCACCAAAUGAGGAAGGUGGUAAUCAACUGACGAUGAAGAUAGAAUCCAAAUGGUGGUGCCCAUUAACAGACAAUUUUGAUCAUUAUCCUGAAUGGCAAAGUUGCCCAGAGACAGCAUCUACUUAUGGUGGUAAUGAUCCUGGAAAACAAUGUCAUUUCCCAUUUGUCUAUCGCAAACGCUUGUAUUCCACAUGUAUUCGAGCCGGUGGCAGUUUGCAUUAUGAGAAUUCAAAUGAUCCUGUCCCAACAGACAAUGGCGAGAGUGGUUAUUGGUGGUGUUCUACAACACCAGACUUUGAUUUUGACGGUAAAUGGACAAAAUGUCGACCACAGUUAGCCUAUCAGUUACCAUGUUAUUUUUCAAGUAUGCUGAACAAUGUCGGUGGUCUUGUACAGCAUAGUCAACAUGAAUGUCAACCAUUUGCUGGACACUGGAUAUGUCAUACUGAAUUAAAUCAAAUACGUCAAUGUCCUAAAACUGUACAGAAUCUUUACAAUAUAAAAACAGAAGGUGGAAAUGAUCCCGGGUUUCCGUGUCACUUUCCGUUUCAAGCUACUAUUUCCUUACACAGAGAUGAGGGUCAAAGCGCGAAUAUUCCUGUGAGAAAACAAAAUUAUACUCGUUGUCUGCCUGGAAUCGGUGAGUCAGGAUCUUCACAACGAUUAUCAAUAUAUCCAACAUGGAUCGGUUAUUGGUGUGCAACUACAGACAAUUAUGAUAGAGAUAAGUUAUGGACUCGGUGUAAUGUUGACUUGACACAACCAGAGCAUCUUUCCUUUAUUCCAUCGAAUAAAUAUGUACAGAAAUUUACACUGUCAGAAAUAUGGUCUAAGCUGAUGUGGUUAAGUGUCCUAAAAGAAAGUGAAAAAGUGAAAAUUGUUUUACCUAACCAGCUCUACGGAAAUGAUUUCUCUCAGUCUUUAAGUCAAUUAGAAUAUUUACAUGCAUCAUGGGAAUUACUUGAAAAACGUAAUGAUCAACACCGGCUAAUAACAAAGGAGUAUAAAACAUCUCAAGAAAUCAAUGAACUCAAUUGGUGGACGUGGUUAGCACCAUUCUGGUGGAUAACUUAUAAACUGAAUGAGACUUAUUCACCUGAUUCAGUUUUUCGUGAAACUGUUAUACACAGUAAACAUGUAAGCACAUUAAAUAUUGGUAAUAAUGAUAAAAAUCCAUUAGUUUAUGGUUUAAAAUUACCACUGUGGUUAGACGAUUGGAGUGAAUCAGCCUGGGAUAAUUAUGCAUUACAUAUGAAAAAUCGAUGGAUAAAUUUAAUUAAACAUUUAUAUCAUAAAUGGUUACAAUCGUGGUUAGUUGCGUUUUCAAUUGGUUUUAUAUCAGCUUUUGGUAUAAUUAUUUUUAUAUUACUGGUCAUCAUUUUAUUAGUGAAAAAAUCAAUACGUAUACAAAUGAUUAAUAGUGUUCUACGUUCAAAAUAUCAAUCCUAUGAUAAGAGUGAUUUUGGUGAGAAAUAUAAAAUAAAUGAUACUAUUAAUAAUAAUAGUAAUAAUAAUGGUACUAAUAAUGACAAAAAUAUUAUCAAUAAUGUUGACAGUCAAACAUUGUGUUCAGUUAAUGUUACAAAUAUUGAUGGAUUACAAAAGACACUCCAUUUAAUUCCACAUUGUCAUGCAUCAUUUAACACUUACAACGCAGAUAAUAUACCAGGCUGUAUAAAACAACUAACGCUAUCCAAUACAAAUGAUACAUUCAGCACAUCGAACUCUUUUCAUCAAUCAGUAAAAAUUUUUAAAGAAUUUGAGUCUACUGAACAUAAUCCUGAUCGUUUCUUGUUAUUAUCAUCAUCCCCGUCAUCAUCAACCUCGUUAUCAGUAUGUAGGCCGAUUAAGAAUUCACUACAGUCAAGAUGUUGUGAGUAUUCAUGGAAGAUGCCUAUUUACGAUACUACUGGAAUAGCAGAUACUACUGCUACUGCUCUUACUAGUAGUAGUAAUAAUAAUUUCAAAAGAAACUGUAUUCUAGAUACAACUAAUAACUAUUAUUUCAGUAGUAUUAUUAAAGAACAUAUCAAGUGUAUUUUAGAUGAAAUUGGUCAGUCUUUUAGUAAUGAAGGAAAGUUAAAUGAUUAUGAUGUUUCUAAGUGUAUGCAAAAUGUAUCUAGAAUUAUUGAUUUAUAUUUAAAUCAACAUUCUAAAUACUUUUGUAACGAUGAGAAGGAGCAUAUUGUCAACGCAUUGGAUUCACAUCAAGAAUUGGUAAAAUGCUGUUUAUAUACCAUUGGUGAUGUUGAUCACGAAUAUACAUGUUGCUGCCGUGACUAUCCAGAUCAUAAUGGUCGUCGCCGUCUCGAUCAACCUCCACGCUCACUUUAUUGUCAUCCUCAUGAUUACAGUACUCUUUCUUACUGUGAUAUUAAUUCAUCAAGGAAUAG
This is a messenger RNA of Trichobilharzia regenti, 2585 nucleotides long. The record is from the annotation of a GenBank genome assembly. Lineage: Eukaryota; Metazoa; Platyhelminthes; Trematoda; Strigeidida; Schistosomatidae.